Molecule: messenger RNA, 1470 nt
Organism: Closterium sp. Naga37s-1
Lineage: Eukaryota; Viridiplantae; Streptophyta; Zygnematophyceae; Desmidiales; Closteriaceae
Source: the annotation of a GenBank genome assembly
AUGACCAUCACCAUCCGCGAUCGAUGGGGCAAUAAGCAACAGCAGCAGCUUCCCUGCAAGGACCCUACAUGCUCCUGUCGCAAGGCGAAGAACACCGCUGUCGCCCCCACCCCGGCGCUGCUCACCUGCGCGCUCGUCUCCCGCCGCUGGCUGCACCUCUCCGCGCUUCUUCCCCGCGCCAUCACUGUUCCCCCCGGUCUCCUCUUGCCCCCCCGCGCCCUCCUGCGUACGCUCUCCCCCUUCCCCCACCUGCGCUCCCUCACGCUACACGGGGACUCUUGCCGAAGCAGCAGCAGCAGAAGAGGGACCAUCAGUGAUUGGCUCAUCGCUCGCCUGGCAGCGCUGCCGCAGCUGACGUCACUGUCGCUCGUUGGCGUUGCGGCAAUCCCGAGGCUCUCCCCAUUGGCGCCUUCCCUGCUGUGCUUAGAGAUCCGUGGCGCAGCGGAGGGGGUGGCGUAUCUCCCCGGAAAAUGCCUUGGCCGGCUGACCAGUCUGCAGGAACUGAUAGUGAGGAAUUGCAUGGCGCUGCGGCAGCUUCCGGCGUCGCUUGCGCUGCUGCCGUCGCUGCAGCGGAUUCGCGUGGAAGGAUGCUAUUUGGCGACGCUUGAUGCUUGGACGACGCCCAGGGAUGGCUGUGGGUUGGCAGCUGUGCCUUUUGAGGGCGGGGAACGAGGGGUGGGGGAAGGGCGAAGGAAUGGCGUUAUAUCUGAUGAUGAUGUUAACAUGGUUGUUUUGGUGAUGUCGGAGGGUGCGAGUGAUGCGGAGGAUGUGGAGGCAAGCUGUGGGCAGCAACUGCGGCCCCAAUGGCGAAAGCGACAGCGUCGCCAACGGAAGAAGCUUCUUCGCUGCCAAGAGAAGGCUCAGCAGCAGCGGCAGCGGAGUAAGCAGGGUGGUGUCGGCACUGCCAGUGCAGCAGCACAGCCACGCCACCCCCUCUUCUUUUCCAAGCUGCAACACCUGGACCUUGCUGACGUGUCAGCACUGCAUCAGCUGCCACGUGGCAUCCUCCAGCACCACUCGCUCAAGCACCUCUUGCUGGACGGCUACUCAGGCGCCUCCCUUUCUGCCACUUGCAGCGUUGACUCCAAGUCAACCGAGUCAACCAGGUCAAUUCUUGAACCUCCCAUCCGCAUGCCCAACCUGCAACAUCUGGUGCUGCGCAACCUUCCAAAACUUUCCCAACUGCCCGAAUGCAUUUCCCUGCCCGUCGCCUGCCCGUCCCUCACCAUCCUUUCCAUCGAGAACUGUCCGCGCUUCUCUUCCCUCCUCACUCCUCCUCCCAGCCUGCACACCUUAGAGCUUCACAAUCUUCCCAACCUGACAGCUAUGUGCAAUCCACUACGUGCCCGCUGCCCGUUGCUCUCUCCUGAGGGAGCUAUGGCUGCACGACCUUCCUUUGCUGCUCGAGCUACCGCCCUCCUUCUCCUGCCUCUCUUCCCUACAGCGUUUGGUCAUCACCCGCUGCCAUGA